Messenger RNA from Lineus longissimus, 10015 nucleotides. RefSeq lists its product as uncharacterized. The coding region runs from base 488 to 8719 and encodes 2743 amino acids. NCBI's taxonomy places the organism in Eukaryota, Metazoa, Nemertea, Pilidiophora, Heteronemertea, Lineidae. Gene Ontology annotation, biological process: regulation of transcription by RNA polymerase II. Gene Ontology annotation, molecular function: DNA-binding transcription factor activity, RNA polymerase II-specific; RNA polymerase II cis-regulatory region sequence-specific DNA binding. The record is from RefSeq and is a predicted model, not a curated record. The transcript is spliced from 4 exons.
UGGCAUGCAUGGCGGAAAGGCGGAAGUUGAGUUUGUCCAGUCGGAACAAAAACAAGAAGCAGUUAACACAUGUAACAUUGUUAACCGCCCAGCAACCUCCUGAUCUUAAGAAAGCGGUUGCAGUCAUUGAUCUUUGCUCCGAUGAUGAGCCUGUUGGCAGUGUUGUCAGCCAAGCCAAUACAAAGUGUAAAUUCUGUGAAACUACUGACCCUGCUGUGCCAAAGUACUACACGCCAAAAUAUCUGACGAAUCUGCCUGAUUAUAAAGACGCAACUAACAAACACGUGACUCAAGAACCUGAGAGUGAGACAUUCCAGAGCACAGAUUCAUUGGAGAAAAUACAUCAACUUUCAGCGUUACCAUGGCCAUGUUUGGACUGUAUGGGUUGCAGGAAGAAGGUUGACUACAGACGACAUUGAAGAAUCCAACAAACAUCUAGAAUUCUGACCUACUGAUUUUGUGUUCUCUCAGAGGUACUUAUAGUCGUAUGUCCCCUACAAAAAUGAGGGAAACGUCUCAGGAACCAGGGGGAAAAGAAAAUGAGGACAUCGCCUCAUCAUCACGGGCGGCUCGACAGCCUGUGGCUAUGGAAUCUGACAAUAAUGGUGAGCAGCAUCCAGAAGAUGUUUGGGCUCAAUUUUUGGCAGAAUGGGAAAAUUAUCAACCAGUUGCAGAAAACUCUGAUAGCAAUGAUGGUGUGGAAAACAUUCCGCAAAGCAAAGAUGGUGCGGUAGACAGAGAGCUCAGGUCAAAAACUGUGCUCAGCUCGGACUCUCACACAGUGGAGGGAGAUUUAUCAGAAGCGUCUAAGAAUACACACUCCAAAGAACAGCCUGUUGUUUACAAAUACAAGUACGAGAAAGAAACUGCAGGGCCUGUUACAACUCCUAACCUGCCAACGCAAUCGAAUGAACGUCAUAUUCGGGUCAAUGGCAAUGAUCAGUAUUCGUCAAUUUCAACUCCUAACCUCAAAGAUCCCAUUCUUCCAAUCAAAAAGGAGAACAAUGUUAUCUUGGACCAGGACGAAGUCACUUACGUCAAAGCUGACGCUGACUCUCUGGGUGCUCACUUUUUGCCUGAUGGUCAACACGACAUCAGAAAGAUUAAGUCUGAAAUUCCGAACAUUUCCGGUGAUUUUAUUAUGAUGCCAAAUCAGCAGGAACUUGAUCAUUAUUUCCGAAAUAUAAAAGAAGGUGAAGUUCUGGUAAUCAAGUCAGAAAUUCAUAAUCUUGAUUCAUCCUCCACUUUAAAUCACGCGAAUUUUGUCAUCGGUGAAAAUAGCACGGUUUCUUAUGUCAAGGAUGAAACUUGUGUGAGCAUGAAUAUUGGUACAGAAUCUGCAACAAACGAUACAGGGACGCCUGAUGAAUCUGUCGUUCCAGACCGCAAAGACAUGAGUUGUCAGACAGGUAGUCGAUUACGUGACCUUCUAACUCGUCCAAUCAAACGCAAAGCAGCCAAAGUCUCAGAUUUCAGUGAAAAGGUAACAUCUUCAGACACUCGGGCAGCUAAUGUUGAUGAUUCGGUACCAAAUAAUAAUCAGGAAUCUCGCAAUGAAUUAGACAAGCGAUCGAAGGACAUUCCGAUAUUUGAAUCUCAGCUCGAUGAAGCAGCACUUGCACGCAUAGAAGAACUAGAUAGAAUUUUAUCUCAGAUGCACUGUGUUGCGCUGGCUGAGAAGUUGGGUACUGAAACUCAGUUAGAAAUUGAAGCAUUGCCACAGUUAGAUAAUGCUUUGUCUGUUGAGAUUCGCGACCCGCCUUUAUCAGAGUUGUGCAAUGCAAAAUGUGUGCCUAGCGAAGUUGAUAGUACUAUUCCUCCUGAGAUAGAGUUGUCUGCAUUAAGCAAACUUGAAACACAGAAGCCUGGAUCUCUGUUAGACAGUGCUAUACCAACUGAAAAACAGAGGUCUGCAUCUCAGGAAGACGGCACUGUGCCAACUGAAGAACACAGGCCCGUAUCUCUGCCAUGUGAUUCUCCACAUUCUGAGAUACAGGCAUCUGUAUUAAGUCCGUUUGGUGAUGUUACACAGAAGUCUGUUGAUAAUCUUAACGCGGUUGUUUCUGGAAAAUCAUGUGAAAGUAUUGAAACGCAAACUGUUGGUAUGAAACUUGAGCCCUGUGAGCAGAAUAUCCCAGUGCUCCUCUGCGACCAGUGUGAUUUUUUGUGCCACAGUCUUCCAAAGUUGGCUCGUCAUAAAGAGAAGCAUAUUGCCAUGAAAAGGGAGCCAGAACCUGUAGAAUGUGUAGCUAAUGUUAGUAAGGGGAGGGUGGUUGGGACAUUGGUGCAGUCUCAAGGUUGUCAAGCUAGUUCUAAAGUGCUUUGUCUCCCGAAGGUUACUAAUGUGAAAAAGGAAACUGAUUCAGAAUCGUCAAGAAAUUCCAAUCGAUGCAAUGAUGCCAGUGAAAAGCAAUGUGUGGAUAGUGUUUCUGACAGUGAUAAUGUUGUCACUUCUAAUUUUCAAAUUGGAGGCAUCUGUACGCUGGAUAUGGGUGUUAGUACUGUCACAUCAGGAGGGGAGUCUGAGGAUGAUGAUGAUGCUGGUGUGGAAGAUUCUGCUUUAGUCGAUGGACAAGUUAACUCUGUCACAGAUAAUCUACAAGGUACACCUAAUAUGAGUGUAUUAGCUAGUAUACUGUCUAGUACUACUCCAUAUCUGUACAAUAGCCAACAGGCUAUUACCAAUGGCGGUAUUGCUCCGUACCUACAUAGUAGCCAACCGACUAUUGCCAAUCUGAGUUCUCUUCAGUAUCUACACAGCCAACAGGUUAUUUCCAAUCGGGGUUCUGCUCCCUAUCUACACACUCGCCAACAGACUUUUGCCCAUCGCAUUACUGCUCCGUAUCUGCACAAUGGUCAAAGCACUGGUCCUUAUAAGGGGACUGUGCCACAACACAUUGGCCAACAGAGCAAGGCAAGUAGAAUGGCUACUCCGUAUCUGCACAAUGGAAUGCCUUAUAUUCAAAAUGGAACUUCCCCAAGUCUUGCUGGUUUCCGAAGCAGUCGUGGCAGCCCAGCGGUGCCCAAUGUGAUAGAAAUUGAUGAUGAUUCAUCAGACAAUGCGUCGAACAUAACUUCAAAUGAAAUUCAGGAACAUAUACCCAGUGACCAGCGAGGGGAAGGCAAUGACCAAUUAGACGGAGCAGCAUCUGGUAAAUGUAAGGAUUUUUUAACCAAUAUGAACCAAGAGGCUACUGUUCGAGACCAGGGAUCACCAAAAACUCUUUUGGAUCUGUUGAGUACAAGAUGUGAAACCAAUACAGUGCGUCCGAUUCUCUCUACCUCUGAUUUAGAAUGGCUGAAUACUGCAUUGGGACGAACUGGUACUGGUCAAGUUGCUGCCAAGGGUCGGAAACAAAAAUCAUCUUUGGCAAACACUUCUGGGUCUCGUGUGCGAGGUUCUACUCAAAAGUUUAGCAGUCUCCAAAAGACUAAGCAGACCGGCGCGCACAGCAGAGGUACUUAUCCAUCAACUACUCCCAAACGGAAGAAUAAUGUUCCUGUCUUCAAUCAAAGACGAUUUUCGAAGGAUUAUUUGCAGAGGUCACAGCAAUGUGUGGACUCCUCCAGGAACACACAGUCAGAACAAAGGAGAAAUGGAGCUUCCCCAAGUGAUUUGGCUCCUCUACCUGGUCUGGGAGUGGGAAGCAAGGCUGUUGUGAUUGAAAUUGGUGAUGAUUCUUCAGAUAUGGGGUUGAAGAAAACAUCAGUACCAGGUCCCAAUUCUUCCACGACACCAAGUUUCGUGGCUACAUCUGGACAAUUACCUCAGUCGAAAAAAAGUAACCCAAUUCUUUCUAGUAGACUAUUUGCUCAAGGUGAUAGAACGAGUUCAAGUUUGCCUCACCAGGGGGCCCAGCUGUAUUCAGAAGUAAGAGAAAAUGGAUAUCAGCACUGCAGGACAAUAAGAGAUUUCCUCAAUUUUAGGGAUAGGCAAAAAGUCUCUACUCGGCCUCAUGCUGCAUCAGGAGAAGAACCAGGUCAUUUGAAUUCUAAUGCUUCAGGACAGAAAAAGGAGACUCUGCCAGUUAUCAAGAACCUACUGGCUGGGAUAAAUCAACCAUCAUCGAAUGUCAACGGGGCAUCAGAAAGAUCUCUGGUAACUUCUAACCUGAUAUCAAAUGAAAUUCACUCAAAUGAGUCGAAUACCAAUAGGCUUUCUCAACGUGACCAGCAACAACUGGAUGGACCAGUUUCAUUUGGAGGUCUUGUUGAUAGCGUCACUUCUUCUUGCCUUGAUGCUGAUGUGAGUCGACCAAUUGAGAAGUCUUUUGAUCAGAAUUCAGCUGGUACGCAGUUGGGUUCCGCAGAUUUAUCCAAUAUGGCAAUGACAGAUUUUGCGGAUGGCCAGAAAGAUUUUAAUAAUAAUACAUGUACUGAUGUUGUUUCCAAGGAAGCCUAUGAAAAUGUUGGGAAAUGUGUUGGAGAGUGGGAUAAAACAUCUUCUGGUCUCUAUCAUGAAGAUUCCGAUACUGACACUGUUACCGUAUGUGAAGCUGUACCUGUGUCCGAGUGCAGAACUGUCACAGUUUUGGAGUCUAGGGCUCUCACAGUUUCCAAGUCUGGUACUCUAUCUGUUUCUGAGUGCGAUCCGGACUUUAACUCCCGCCAAGAAAGAAAUAAAACUGACAAGAAAUUUUCUAAAGGAGGACAAGUUGCUGAUGGUUCACUCAAUCAAAUCAAUCAGAAUACAUGUAUGCCAAAGACUAGCCUUUCAGAUCUUUUAACUGCUAGAUCUGAAGUGGAUACAACAAAUCCAAUUCCCUCUGAUACUUCCUGGAUGAACUCCACCCUUGAGGAGACUGGCACUGAUCCGGCUGCUGCUCCACGCAGCAGUGGCAGAGGGCUUCGAAAGAUCUUCCGAUGUGAGCACUGCUCCAAGAACUUUACUUGCCUAUCUGGCUUGAACCAACAUAAGUUGGAAUGUCGUGCAGUGGAGGUUGAGUCCGAUCCUGAAUCAAAUGAUGGCGAGGCAAGAGGUAGGAAGCGUAGGUGGAUGGAGUCUGUUCAUUCAGAGUCAGAUGAUACCAUUGUUGAUGGUGAUUACAAACCUGCCCCAAAUAGCUCGGCAUCUACAGACGAGGAUGAUGUGGACAGCUGUGCUGAAUCGGUUUGGAUGGAUUCUGAAUCUGACACUGAAGAUAAAGUUAUGGUUCUGAACAAUGUUGCCUCUGAAAGUUGCAAGGCAAGGACAAAUCGGCAGUCUUCGCGAGAGAGUGAUCAGAUUGAAAACCCUGGAAGUGCAAAGGAAGAUCACAGUCGAAGUCACUCGGCAAAGAGGUCUGAACUUCCACCGGUUUUUAGAGGCAGAGAUCGCAGGCACCGAACAGAUCCCUAUCUUCGUCUUCACACACUAAAGGCAGUCAAACAAAACAAGGCAAAAGCUAACUUGGACAUAGUUGAUCUGGUCACUAGUGAGGAAGACACCGAGUCUGACGUCGAAAUUGAAGGGUAUUGUCGAGUGGUGAAUCCGAAGGACUACUGGUGCGAAGUCUGUGAUGAAGUCUUGGGGGACACAUGGGCCAUAGGAGACCAUCUCGUAACCAAACAUGGACACAUACCUGGCCUCGUACAGAAUCCAAGUCAAGAAACUUGCGAUAUCUGUUGUCGUUCAUAUUUAAGUAAAAUCAAUCUUCUCCGUCAUAAGAUUAAAGUUCAUGGUCCUUAUCUCCUUUUGGUGAAGAAAGGAUUAGCAAAGAGAAAAUUUGUCAAAAGGAAGAAAACUCCGCUCAAGGGUGUCUUUUCUGAGAACCAUAAAAAGAGAAUGUUUCUUUGUGAGAGGUGUGAUUUGGUUACUGCUGGUUCUGAAGAGAUUAUACAACACAUGAACACCCAUGACAAUGAUACAAGUCUGCAAGUCGAGUCUGAACAGACUUGUGACAUCUGUGAGGCCCAGUUUAUUAGUCCGUUGAUGAUACUAAAGCACAAGAUAUUCAACCAUAGUGGCUAUCUUUUGCAAAAGAGGAAGGACAUUAUAUCUGAAGGUGGCAAAACAGAUGAUAUGGAUCAACAGAUAGCUGUACAUGCCAAACCUGAUGUAGCAGAGACUCAGAUGUCUGAAGAGGCCAACCCAGAUGUGACAGAACCUCAGAAAGCUACUGAGGCCAACCCAGAUGUGACAGAACCUCAAAAAGCUACUGUGGCCAACCCAGAUGUGGCAGAACCUCAAAAAGCUACUGAGGCCAACCCAGAUGUGACAGAACCUCAAAAAGCUACUGAGGCCAACCUAGAUGUGACAGAACCUCAAAAAGCUACUGAGGCCAGCCCAGAUGUGGCAGAACCUCAAAAAGCUACUGAAGCCAACCCAGAUGUGACAGAACCUCAAAAAGCUACUGAGGUCAACCCAGAUGUGGCAGAACCUCAAAAAGCUACUGAAGCCAACCCAGAUGUGACAGAACCUCAAAAAGCUACUGAGGCCAACCCAGAUGUGGCAGAACCUCAAAAAGCUACUGAGGCCAACCCAGAUGUGACAGAACCUCAAAAAGCUACUGAAGCCAACCCAGAUGUGACAGAACCUCAAAAAGCUACUGAGGCCAACCCAGAUGUGGCAGAACCUCAAAAAGCUACUGAGGCCAACCCAGAUGUGGCAGAAUCACCGAUAUCUAUUAAACAGGCCAACCCAGAUGUGACAGAACCUCAAAAAGCUACUGAGGCCAACCCAGAUGUGGCAGAAUCACCGAUAUCUAUUAAACAGGCCAACCUAGAUGUGACAGAAUCUCAUGUGUCAGAUGAGGCAAACCCAGAUGAGACUGAAACACAAAUACCUAAACAGGCCAACCGAGAUGUGACAGAAUCUCAUGUGUCGGAUGAGGCCAACCCACAUAAGACUAAACCUCAAAAAUCUGCUGAGGCCAACCCAGAUGCAACAAAAAACCCACAGAUGUCCGAUGAGAGAAAGCCUCAUGUAGCAGAAACACAAGUAUCGAAAGGGACCAAUGCGAGUGCAGCAGAAUCUAAGGAUGCCAAUAUGUCUCUGGCGGAAUCCGGAUCCUCCGCUCAAGACCCAUCAACUGAGGUGACACAGUCUGUGGAAGAAUUUGACAAGACUACCAAGCAAGAUUUUAUGACUCCAGCUGUUCCUGGGCUGUCAGAUGCUGAGCUAUCUGACGAAGCAUUUGCUGAUAAACAUAGCAUAUCUGUGAAAGGUCGGUUUGAUGUCAAGUAUGUUUGUAAAUUCUGUAUAAAGCAUAACCAAACUUGGACCGACAAGGGCCUUUAUAGGGGUCAUCUUAAGAAGCAUUCACCGAGUUGGGAAAUAGUCUGUCCUUGCUGCUGCGCAAAGUUGAAAACAAAAUUUAUAUUGAGAAAACAUCUUGAAAUGUGUAUUCAAGAGCACAACUUCAUUUGUCAGUUUUGCGGCAAGGCGUUCCUCAACAAGUCCAAAUUCUUAAAACACCAACAAAAACACAAAAGAGCAAGUGUCCGCUGUAAAUUUUGCUGCAGAGAAUUUAGGGAGGAGGAUCAUCUACGCCGUCAUGUUGAUGCAGUCCAUUUUGAUGGUCCCGUUGCCACUUUCAAACAUCAUCACACUUGCUCUCACUGCUCAAAAUCUUUUAAAUCAAAAAACAAUUUAAAGAGCCAUAUGAAGCAGCAUGAAGGAGACGCUGUGCGGCCCUUUAAGUGUCUGGUGUGCGAAAGCGCUUUUAAGUACAAACACCAUCUAAAGAAUCAUGUCGAUUCUAAGCACUUGGGCGAGAGAAGACACCAAUGCGAAGUUUGUGACAAGAGAUUUAGUUUAAAACAUCAGUUGCAGAGCCACAUGCGAAUACACUCAGGAGAUCUGUUUAUGUGCGAUUAUUGUGGCAGCAAGACGACGUCUAAAGCACAUUUGAACAUUCACAUGCGCAACCACCACCCAGAAAAAGCUGAGUUUUAUACCUGUAAAAUCUGCGGUGAAGAUUUCACGAAGUUGUGGGUGUUAAAUGAUCAUAUCGGUAAGGUGCAUGGAAAAAGUGCUUCCGAUGUUACAGAGUCGGUAGAUGGGGGGCCAAGAGAAGGUACACUUUUGCGCUGUGGUAUUUGCAAUGCCAAGUUCACUGGGAAAUACUUCUUGAAGAAUCAUAUGAAGUCGCAACAUUCAGGUGGUGGAUCUGAAGAGGCAGACUUUAAGAAGGCGGGUUCCAAACGAAAGAGAAUCAAUAAGAAGGAAGAUGGUGUCAAAAAGUCGGCGUCUGGUGUUAAAAAGACUGGUUGCAAAAAGUCAAGGAAACUUAACGAUAUUAAGGGAGCUGUAGACUUGAAGUUAGAGAAUGUGGUACCUGAAGGAUCGAAAAAAAAGAAGAGGAAAUCUGCUGAUAAGAGCACUUUUCGGACUGGAAAAAGGAACUUCAAAAGAAAGAGGAAAGAAAGUAUGCAGGAUAGUUCAAGUGAUACGAGUGAAGUAAUGGAGGAAAACGAUAUAUUUGAAAGGGAUGUUAAAGAAAGGAAGUGUAAACGCAAGCAAAAACCGAUUGAGUGGUGGAGUUCUGAUGAAUGGGCUGAAGAAGACGAAAAGGAAGUUGGACAAAAACCUGAAAGCGACCAAGAGGGUAAAAGAAAAAGGAUUACGCAAGUCUCUUGUGAAGUUCCAGUGAAAGUUGAUGUUAGUGAAUCACCACAGGAGAGCAAAAUUGAAGUUGGAGAAAACUCCAAGACACAAGACGACAAUACGUGUGAAGGACAAACAGUGUCACCCUUCAGGCUCCGGAUAAAGUGGCCGAUGCCAGGAACAAGUAGCUAAAUUAUGAAGUCUGAGGAAAGUUUUAUGAUGAGAAAUAGGUUGGAUUAAUGUGGAUUGGUUGAGAGACUUUGAAGACAUUUGGAUGAUUAAGCAUGGUAAAGUGAGGUCCAAGGUUCUAAGCCAGACUGUGGGCUUUGAAGUUCUUGACCCAUUAGGCCAGGUUUUGUAUAUAGUUCAUGUUUUGCAGGUAACCUGUGACAUAACACUUGUCAUUCCUGACAUGAAGAAUUCAAGUGCAGGCUACAUAUCAUUCAUGGUGUCAUUUUUCACCCUGAGGUCGUUCUUUUCACGUGGUGUUUUACGCCCUUGUCAGUUGAUGCUGUGCUGGUAACUAGUGAGAGUGAAAUAUGAACUUAAGACAAGUGACAUCAUGAAUCCUACGGUAUGUAAAUCCAGCCUGAAAUUAAAUUUUUCAGUGAUGGUGCUACAGGAGAGAAAGAAUUAUACACAAGUCUCAGCAUUUAUGAUUGUCUUUUAGUGUUAUCUGCUUCUGAUCUGAUCAUACGCUCAUAUAUACUGAUACAUUUUGUAGUUUUAUGCCUACGGUGUUCACACUAAAGAUUUGUACAUUUUCGAGCAUUUGUUCAAAUUUACAUUUUACAUUGUUGUUUUGAUAAUCUGUGCAUUCUGUUAAGAUUUGGACGAUGCCAAAAAGGAAGAAAGAGUUUUUAGGGGAUACCCUCUGCACAAUUCUCAGGCGAGCACGAUGUUUCGUUGCCAAAGUGACAGUAACAUGGAUGGCUAAUUUUGAUGCGAGUUUGCGUGUGUCUUACGCCACAGAAUUAGCUCUCCGCCUGAUGCCAACCUCGUGUUUGAUACAGCGUUGUUCCGCCAUCAUCUAUAUCAGCUAUGACAGAGGGUUUUUCACUUGUCUUGUGAAGUAUUUAAUGGCAUUUAUAUUGAUGUCAAACUUCAAUAUUUUUUCAGGGUGGGGGCAGGGGAGCAUGCACGAAGACAUAAAUUAUUUCUUCUUCUUGGGCAUCAGGUGAAUUUGAGACGACCCUGAUAAGAGGGGGAAUUUUUUUAUCACCAGGAUUUUCUGGAUAAACACCUAUAGUUGCAUCGCAACACGCGUGAUUGUACAUUCCAUCAUGAUAUCAGGAGUGCAGCAUAGCAAACUGUCCUUGCAUUUGUGAUCCAUAUGAUAUGUUGAUGUUGAUGUUUUUUGCAAUUGUGAAUGAGAAAUAAUGGUCUGUUUCAUACUCGAAUUCUGAAUAAAAUGUUUCUAUCAAUUUUUAAAACAAUUAUGAUUUAUUUACUCAGAGUUAACUUAUUAGUAAUUUGACCAUUCAAUGU